UACAAAAUAAAUACAAUAAAUAAUUCAAUAGUAGAAUAUUACUAACCAAGGGACAACUAUCAUUAUUGGCCAAGCGGCACUUGUUAUUUUAUUUCAAAUAGUUUUUUUGAUAUAAAAAAAGGUUUACCAAAAAAAGGAGACCACAACCCAAAAAACCGUGCGAUUUUCACAGCCAACGAAAAAAGCGCAAGUCAUAAGUGAUGUGCUGGUGGUGAAGCCCUCAACAACAACAACAAAUUGCCUACAUAUAAAGCAGCAACCACCGCCGUUGCUACCAAUGGGAUCCAUAGCGACGCCGAUCCUACCCCCCGUGUUAGAUGAUCAAUGCUCGAUCAUCACUAUACAUUCCGAUGACGAGUCUGGGGCGCGACAAACCGAAAUACGCGCGGGGACGGUGGAGGAUCAUCAGUUGUCGCAGCUGAUGGAUAAGUUGGAUGCCAAUUGUAGUACGGUGCAACAAAAUCGAGUGUAUCCGCCCCAAAUUAAAUCGCCUUCACCAUCUCAUCUGCCACCAGCCGCAUUGCCAACGUCAAGGUGUCAGCAAAAUGAACAAUAUACGACUUCCACGAGCAUGACCGUAACAAAAAGCCCUGGCGGUAAGAGCAUUGAAACCAUGCUUCAAGUAUACGGUGUCGGAAAACGAGUCCUAGAGGCCGAUGAAGAUAUAAUGGAUUUUUCACAGCAGCGACACCGAAGCAGGUAGUGCCGGCAACGUAUGUUCGCCUGCUAAAAAUGGUGCCGAGUUAGGAACGCCCGCACCGUAUGCUUGUGGCAAGGGACAACACCCAGCGGCUCAGCAUGGAGUUAGCUGCUUCACGCGAAAAUGAAGCAGCGAUACAGGGGGAGGUGGAGUACAUAAAUAAGCUGAUGACAUUUUUAGUUAAUAAUUUGUAAAUAUUGUACCAUAAUAAUAGAUAAUAAUAAUGAUUGUAAU
Messenger RNA from Photinus pyralis (common eastern firefly), 934 nucleotides. RefSeq lists its product as uncharacterized. Bases 278 to 703 code for a protein of 141 amino acids. The transcript is spliced from 4 exons. Lineage: Eukaryota; Metazoa; Arthropoda; Insecta; Coleoptera; Lampyridae. The record is from RefSeq and is a predicted model, not a curated record.